AUGGACCAAGUCGCCAUCCUAAAUUCCAUAGUGGGACAAGGGCCUGUACCUCCCCUUGAAGGUAAAGCAUUUGCCACUGACAAAAACAUUGGUCUGCCCAAUGAUCAAGAGAAAGUGGCUGUCGGUAAACCCGACGAAUCAUUCUUACACGAUAAUAUUUCCGAAGAAGGUCAUAUAAUCAGAACAGGGCGUGAUGCCGCAGACCAUCUAUUGUCGAUCAGAGACGAUGGUGAUCCAUCUGUCAUCUUCAGGAGUAUGGUCUUGGGUACCAUCAUGGCUUGUUUCCAAGCUUCUAUGAAUCAAAUCUACUUGUUCAAACCUACCAAUGUGACGAUCAGCGGCUCGUUCAUUGUUUCAUCCUAUACUUCCUCGGCAACGGUUGGGCAGCACUGUUACCCCGAGCUCGCCAAAUUUAUCAAUCCGUCCGCGUUCCGUCUGAAGGAACACUUCAUUGCGGCCAUAAGUGCAUCUGCAGCUUCCAAUGGUGCAGUGGGUAUUUCAGUAUUUACGGUCCAAAAUCUAUUUUACGACAUCAAGUUGACUCCCACCACUGUAAUCCUCAGUACUCUGAGUAUAGGACUGUUUGGAUACGGUUUAACUGGUAUAUUCCGACCCAUCACCGUUUGGCACGUAGAAGCAGUGUACUGGACCAAUAUACCUACUGUCAAAUCGCUACGAACCCUGCAUUGGGACACUAUACGAGACUCGAAACCACUCCGAGUAUUCUGGUACUCUUUCGGAGGCAUGUUCAUAUACGAAUUUUUCCCCGCGUACAUUUUCCCGUGGUUGAACUCGGUAUCGAUCCCUUGUCUGGCUUCAAUGAAUGCCACCGGGGAAAAGGGGGCUAUCUUGACCAAUCUUUUCGGAGGGUCAUUGAGUAAUGAGGGUUUGGGAAUUCUCAAUAUCAGUUUCGAUUGGCAAUAUAUCACGUCUGCAGCUACUUCGAUGCCACUAAAGCUACAAGGUAAUUACGCCAUAGGUAUUGUUGUGUGCUGGAUCGCAUUCCUGGCAGUGUACUACGGUGAUGCGUGGGGUGGUCGAAGUCUCCCAUUCUUGUCAAUCUCUCUACGAACUGCCGAUGGUGGAAGAUACGUCUCGACGGAAGUCUUCGUAAAUGGGGUUCUAGAUAAGCAGAAGCUGGCCGAAUACGGUUUACCCAAAGUGACAUCUACUUAUGUUUGGGCGAUGAUCAUUGGCAAUGCAGCGAUCGGAGGUGUCAUCACGCACUGCAUCAUCUUUUGGGGUAAAGAUAUCUGGACAGCGAUUAAGAACAGCCGUAAAGGUGUAUUCGACGAUAGGCAUCACAACGCUAUGAAAAGGUACAAAGAAGCGCCUUGGUAUUGGUAUAUUCCUAUCUUGGUGGUUGCCUUCAUCUUGGGCCUAGUCGUGGUUAUCAAAGAGGAUAUCACACUAUCCCCCGGGUCCUACGUCACAGCUUUGGUACUCGGGACCGUCGUAGCACCUUUCAGUACGAUCUUGUAUUCGAGAUUUGGAAACGGUAUUGCGACCAACCAACUGAUGAAAAUGGUAGCCGGCCUCACCUCACCUGGAAGACCCGUUGCAAACCUCUAUUUCUCGGCUUGGUCUCAUUCAGUCAUCUCGCAGAGUCUCAAUUUGGCUUGUGAUCUCAAGAUGGGAGAAUAUCUUAAGGUUCCUCCUCGGGCCAUGUGGUUGACACAAAUAUACGGAACGGUCUUAGGCGCUUUCAUCAAUUACGUCGCCAUGAUUUCCGUUGUGAAUUCCCAUCGAGAGUUGUUGACCGAUUCGAACUCGGGUUCUUCAACUUGGUCUCCCGCCUACUUCCAAAGUCUAAAUACAUCUGCGACCACCUGGGCUUUGGCCGAAUAUCUAUAUAGCAAGAGCGGGCAGUACUUCAUCGUACCACUGGGUCUCGCAAUCGGUGCUGGUGCCGUGAUUCUCCAUCGUAUUUUCGUUAUCUUCGGCCCUCGGAUAGGCAGGGUAUCAACUUCAGACCUGAACCUACCUCAAUUCUUCGCCUAUGCAGGAUACCUAGGAUUCAACCAAACUCAAUCAUGUGUCAUAUUCACUUUCGACGGUGGGAGUCUGUUCGUCCUGUUCAUCCUGUCCUUCGCAGUGUUCGGUGCGGGUGGGCCGAGUAAACCCUUCCCUACGUGGUGGGGCAAUCCGGAAGGGAACGUGGAUCACUGUCCGAAUGUUGAGUAG
Messenger RNA from Kwoniella mangroviensis CBS 8507, 2184 nucleotides. RefSeq lists its product as uncharacterized. Gene Ontology annotation, biological process: transmembrane transport. Lineage: Eukaryota; Fungi; Basidiomycota; Tremellomycetes; Tremellales; Cryptococcaceae. Gene Ontology annotation, cellular component: plasma membrane. The transcript has 12 exons. The record is from RefSeq and is a predicted model, not a curated record. Gene Ontology annotation, molecular function: oligopeptide transmembrane transporter activity. The coding region runs from base 1 to 2184 and encodes 727 amino acids.